Messenger RNA from Ogataea parapolymorpha DL-1, 675 nucleotides. RefSeq lists its product as uncharacterized. Gene Ontology annotation, cellular component: RNA polymerase III complex. Bases 1 to 675 code for a protein of 224 amino acids. Gene Ontology annotation, biological process: transcription by RNA polymerase III. The transcript has a single exon. NCBI's taxonomy places the organism in Eukaryota, Fungi, Ascomycota, Pichiomycetes, Pichiales, Pichiaceae. The record is from RefSeq and is a predicted model, not a curated record.
AUGGCAUAUAGGGAAAAGAGAGGGAAAGGCUUGGCUUCUUUUAGUUUGGAUUUUACAGAUGCCGGAAGUUAUGUGGACACUUCGGAUUGCAUAUACUCGCAGCCAAUAUCUGGAAAUUUGACCAUGAGAGAAAAGGAAGAAGUCUUUAAAUUUACACAUUUCUGCGAAAUAAUUAACUCUUCCUACUAUUACACGAACAAUCUGUCAUCACAAAAUUCCAAUAAAAAUUCUAUCACAAAAUGUAAGAACCAGAGUACAUUUGAUGAGGGAAUUACGCGUUACUCGGACAGGUACAGAAAAACGGUACAAAAGCAAGAUAAAAGUCUAAAUUAUUAUUCUUCGAUUUUUUUCCCAAAAGAACUGAGAAUUUCUGGUUUUGGACGAAAAUCAGGUAAAGGAAAUGCUUCCAAGUUUGCCUUUACAACAUUCUCCAAACCCGUCGUGACAGGAAUGCCCUCGCCGAUGAAUUUGGAGGAAAAACAAAGGCAUAUUAUUGAGAAAUUUGAUAGCGUUGAAGAUUUUGACGAAGAUGCAGUCGAGGCAGAGGAGGAGGAAGACGAGGAAGACGAUGAGUUUGAAGAGGAAGAUGACGAUGAUUAUAAUGCCGAAAAAUAUUUUGAUGAUGGCGAAUUUGAUGAUGCGGAUGAGGACGGUGACGAUGAGGUCGCAUUUUAA